This is a messenger RNA of Olea europaea var. sylvestris, 1069 nucleotides long. Its product is annotated as endonuclease V. Lineage: Eukaryota; Viridiplantae; Streptophyta; Magnoliopsida; Lamiales; Oleaceae. The coding region runs from base 78 to 890 and encodes 270 amino acids. Gene Ontology annotation, cellular component: nucleolus; cytoplasm. Gene Ontology annotation, molecular function: single-stranded RNA binding; RNA endonuclease activity producing 5'-phosphomonoesters, hydrolytic mechanism. Gene Ontology annotation, biological process: DNA repair. The record is from RefSeq and is a predicted model, not a curated record. The transcript is spliced from 8 exons.
CGGAAGUGUGUGGAACCAGAAUCCAAAAGGGCUACUCGCCAUUUACGAUCCAUUUUGUCUUCUUUCAACAAAGAUCGAUGGAAAAAGAGCCUGCUCUGGAAACUCGCUGCUCUACUGAUCUUCAAGACAAAUGGAUUGAGAUCCAAGAUUCACUCAAGAAAAAGAUGAAAAUAGAAGAUGAUUUCAAUUGGAAAAUACCCACAACUGAAGUACAAAAUCUUGAAGAAAAAACAGAAAAUUCAGAUUCCUGUGGUGCAAUCCUGAAGUACGUGGGCGGAGUUGACUUGAGCUUUUCAAAAGCCGAUCCAUCUAUUGCAUGCGCCACCCUUGUGGUUUUGGACCUCAAUACUCUUCAAGUUGUAUAUGAAGAUUUUUCCAUUGUUAAGCUGCAUACUCCGUAUAUACCUGGUUUCUUGGCCUUCAGAGAGGCCCCAGUUCUUCUAGAACUUCUCGAGAAAAUGAAGAAGGGAUCUCUUCCAUUCUAUUCUCAGAUAUUGAUGGUUGACGGCAACGGAAUACUUCAUCCUCGAGGCAUGGGAUUAGCUUGUCAUCUUGGUGUUCUAGCUAAUAUUCCUACUGUUGGGAUAGGAAAGAAUUUACACCAUGUUGAUGGUCUAAACCAAUCUAGAGUGAGACAACUUCUUGCAGGUGAGGGAAACUCGUCUAAAGAUGUCUUCACUUUGAUUGGGGACUCAGGGUCUACUUUAGGAGCGGCAAUGAGAUCAACUCAAGACGCCUCGAAACCCAUAUUUAUUUCGGUUGGUCAUCGUGUGUCUCUUACCAGUGCCAUCAAGAUUGUGAAAUUGAGUUGCAGAUUUCGUGUCCCGGAGCCCAUCAGGCAGGCUGAUAUUAGAUCCAAAGCUUGCCUUCGAAAGCAUGGCUUAAGCUAGCUUGAUCGUGGACCUGUCUACAGUGGCACCUUCAGGAGAAGUGUCUCCAAUACAUUUGUCUUACACAGUAUAUAACCUGGUAUUUUUUAAUUUGUAGAUUAAAUUUAAUUUGUCGAUAUUUUCAAAAAUUUGUUCUGUAUUCAAUAGUAUUCAUAAAGAAAAAGUUAAAAUCUUAUCUA